Peromyscus maniculatus bairdii (prairie deer mouse) is the source of this 23297-nucleotide messenger RNA. The record is from RefSeq and is a predicted model, not a curated record. NCBI's taxonomy places the organism in Eukaryota, Metazoa, Chordata, Mammalia, Rodentia, Cricetidae.
AACCACGUCGGCCUGGGCCCCAGGAAGGAGGCAAGACCCAGCAGCCCCCAACUCACCAUCUGUGCCCCUUGCCUGGGCGCUGCCCCAACCCCUGGUAGACACAGACCCCCCAACCCUGCUGCCACCAUGGACCACUCCUUCAGCGGGGCGCCCCGCUUCCUGACGCGGCCAAAGGCUUUUGUGGUAUCUGUGGGCAAGGAUGCCACACUGAGCUGCCAGAUCGUGGGUAACCCCACGCCACAUGUGAGCUGGGAGAAGGACCGGCAGCCAGUGGAGGCAGGAGCACGCUUCCGCCUGGCCCAGGACGGGGAUGUGUACCGCCUCACCAUCCUGGAUCUGGCGCUCGGUGACAGUGGGCAGUACGUGUGUCGCGCGAGGAACGCCAUCGGGGAGGCCUUCGCCGCCGUAGGCCUGCGAGUGGACUCGGAGGGCACGUGCGCCGAGCAGGCGCCCCACUUCCUGCUGCGCCCCACCUCCAUCCGCGUGCGCGAGGGCGCAGACGCUACCUUCCGAUGUCGCGUGGGCGGCUCACCACAACCCGCUGUGAGCUGGUCCAAAGAUGGGCGGCGCCUGGGCGCCCCCGACGCCCCCCAUGUGCGCGUGGAAGAUCACGGCGAGGCCAGCGCGCUUCGCAUCCGGUCGGCACGGCCUCGCGACGGUGGCACCUACGAAGUCCGAGCCGAGAACCCGCUGGGUUCCGCCAGCGCCGCCGCCGCGCUCGUGGUGGACUCGGAUGCCGAGGCUGCCGGACCGCCCGGAGCCUCCACCGCCUCGCUCCUGGCGCAUCUGCAGCAGCGGCGCGAGGCCAUGCGCGCAGAGGGCGUCCCCCCCUCCCCACCCGGCGCCGGCACACGCACCUGCACGGUGACCGAAGGCAAACACGCGCGCCUCAGCUGCUUUGUGACCGGCGAGCCCAAGCCCGAGACAGUGUGGAAGAAGGACGGGCAGCUGGUGACCGAGGGCCGGCGCCACGUGGUGUAUGAGGAUGAGCAAGAGAACUUCGUCCUGAAGAUCCUUUUCUGCAAGCAAUCGGACCGUGGCCUCUACACUUGCACAGCCUCCAACCUCGUAGGCCAGACCUACAGCUCCGUGCUGGUGGUCGUGCGAGAGCCGGCGGUGCCCUUCAAGAAGCGGCUGCAGGACCUGGAGGUGAAAGAGAAAGAGUCCGCCACGUUCCAGUGUGAGGUGGCGCAGCCGGCCACGGAGGCGGCGUGGUUCAAGGAGGAGACGCGUCUGUGGGCCAGCGCCAAGUACCGCAUCGAGGAGGAGGGCACCGAGCGCCGGCUGACCGUGCGCGACGUCUCGGCGGACGACGACGCGGUGUACAUCUGCGAGACCACAGAGGGCAGCCGCACGGUGGCAGAGCUCUCCGUCCAAGGGAACCUGACCAGAAAGCUACCCCGGAAGACGGCAGUGCGCGCUGGAGACACAGCCAUCUUCUGGGUGGAGCUAGCUGUCCCCGAGGGCCCUGUCCAGUGGCUGCGGAACCAGGAGGAGAUGGUGGCAGGAGGCCGGGUAGCCAUCACUGCCGAAGGCACGUGCCACACACUCACCAUCUUCCAGUGCACCUUGGAGGACAUGGGUGAGGUGGCCUUUGUGGCUGGUGGCUGCCGGACGACCACCCAGUUCUGCGUAUCAGCGCCCAGAAGGCCACCGCUGUACCCCCCUGCUGACCCUGUGGUGAAGGCCAAGACAGAGAGUUCUGUGACCCUCAGCUGGUCACCACCACCCCACGGGGACCGCCCUGUCACCAUUGAUGGUUAUGUGGUGGAGAAAAGGAGACUUGGUGCUUAUGCCUGGAGCCGGUGUCAUGAGGCGGAAUGGCUGGCCACAACUGAGUUUACCGUGGCUGGUGUGGCUGAGGAGGGCGACUUCCAGUUCCGAGUGUCAGCCAUCAACCACUUUGGCCAGAGCCCUUACCUUGAGUUUCCAGGGACCAUCCACUUGGUCCCCGGGCUGGCUGUAAAGACCCCUCUGAAGGCAGUGGAGGCAGUGGAGGGUGGUGAGGUCACCUUCUCUGUGGACCUCACCGUGGCCUCUGAGGGCGAGUGGUUCCUGGAUGGGGAGGCCUUGAAAGCCAGCAGCGUAUACGUGAUCCGCUGUGACCGUACCCGGCAUAUGCUCACCAUCAGAGAGGUGCCUGCCAGAUUGCAUGGGGCACAGCUGAAGUUUGUGGCUAAUGGCAUUGAAACCAGCAUCCAGAUGGUGGUCCGAGCCGCUCUGGGGCUAGCCAGCAACAGGCUUCCUGCCGUGGCUGCCCGGGAGGUGCUGGCCCGGUUGCACGAGGAGGCCCAACUGCUGGCUGAGCUGUCGGACCAGGCUGCGGCUGUGACUUGGCUGAAGGAUGGCCGCGAGCUGCCCCUAGGACCCAAGUACGAGAUGCAGGUGUCAGCUGGGAGGCGAGCCCUGCUGGUGCGGGAUGUGGUGCAGGAUGAUGCUGGCCUCUAUGAGUGCGUUAGUCGUGGGAGCCGCAUUGCCUACCAGUUGUUGGUUCAAGAGGCCAAGGUGAUGUUUGCCAAGAAGCAGCAGACACACAGCGAGGUGAAGGCAGAGGCGGGGGCCAGUGCCACACUGAGCUGCACGGUGGCCCAGGCCCAGACCGAGGUGACCUGGUUCAAGAAUGGGAAGAAGCUGAGCUCUGGCUCUAAGGUUCGAGUGGAGGCCUCGGGCUGUGAGAGGAGGCUGGUGGUGCAGCAGGCGGGCCAGGCGGAUGCUGGGGAGUACAGCUGUGAGGCCGGGGGACAGAGGGUCUCCUUCCGUCUGGACGUCACAGAACCCAAGGUGGUGUUUGCCAAGGAGCAGCAGGCUCGCAGCGAGGUGAAGGCAGAGGCGGGGGCCAGUGCCACACUGAGCUGCACGGUGGCCCAGGCCCAGACCGAGGUGACCUGGUUCAAGGACGGGAAGAAGCUGAGCUCUGGCUCGAAGGUUCGAGUGGAGGCCUCGGGCUGUGAGAGGAGGCUGGUGGUGCAGCAGGCGGGCCAGGCGGAUGCUGGGGAGUACAGCUGUGAGGCCGGGGGACAGAGGGUCUCCUUCCGUCUGGACGUCACAGAGCCCAAGGUGGUGUUUGCCAAGGAGCAGCAGGCUCGCAGCGAGGUGAAGGCAGAGGUGGGGGCCAGGGCCACACUGAGCUGCACGGUGGCCCAGGCCCAGACCGAGGUGACCUGGUUCAAGGAAGGGAAGAAGCUGAGCUCUGGCUCGAAGGUUCGAGUGGAGGCCUCGGGCUGUGAGAGGAGGCUGGUGGUGCAGCAGGCGGGCCAGGCGGAUGCUGGGGAGUACAGCUGUGAGGCCGGGGGACAGAGGGUCUCCUUCCGUCUGGACGUCACAGAACCAGAGCCCGAGUCCCGAAUUCCAGAGAGACCCAGCCGCAGGGAGCCUGUGGUGGUCAAGGAACAUGAGAACAUUGUCCUGACCGCCACGCUGGCCGUGCCCUCUGUGGCUGCUGUGACCUGGCUCAAAGACGGCGUGGAGAUUCGACGCAGUAAGCGGCAUGAGGCCACCAGCCUGGGUGAUACCCACACCCUGACCGUGAAGGGUGCCCAGGUGCUAGACAGUGCCAUCUACAGCUGCCGUGUGGGCAAGGAAAGUCAGGACUUUCCGGUGCAGGUGGAAGAGGUGGCCGCCAUGUUCUCCAAACCCCUGGAGCCCGUCGAAGGGGAAUUGGGUGGCACCGUGAAGCUGGUCUGCGAGCUGACCCCGGAACAGGCCGAGGUUGUGUGGCGCUGUGGGAGCACACAGCUGCGGGAGGGCAAGCGCUUCCAGAUGACAUCUGAGGGGCCCAGGCGCACCCUGACUGUGUCUGGCCUCCGGGAGGAUGAUGCAGAGGAGUAUGUGUGUGAGAGCCGGGAUGACCGAACCAGCUCACGGCUCACUGUCAAAGUUCCCCGGGUGGUCAAGUUUACAUCUGGAUUGAGCGCCGUGGUUGUCGAGGAAGGUCAAGAGGCCACCUUUCAGUGUGUCGUGUCCCCCGGCGAUGCAGCAGUCACGUGGUACAAGGAUGGCGCCCAGCUGCUGCCCAGCAAGAAGUUUGUUAUGGCACAGAGUGGGGCCACCUGUAGCCUGACCAUCUUGGGUCUGACCCUGGAGGAUGCUGGCCGUGUCACGGUGGAGGCCGAGGGCGCCUCAUCUUCCGCUACCCUCCGGGUCCGAGAGGCACCAGUCCUCUUCAAAAGGAAGCUUGAGCCACAGACGGUGGAGGAGAAGAGCUCCGUGACGCUGGAGGUGGAGCUGACGCGCCCCUGGCCGGAGGUGAGGUGGACACGGAAUGCCGCGGUCCUGGCGCCCAGCGAGAACGUGGAGAUCCGUGCCGAGGGUGCUCGGCACCGUCUGGUGCUGCGCAGUGUGGGCUUUGCGGACCGUGGCUUCUUCGGCUGUGAGACACCCGAUGACAAGACCCAGGCCAAGAUCAAUGUGGAAAUGCGGCAGGUCCGGCUGAUUCGAGGUUUGCAGGCCGUGGAGGCUAAGGAACAGGGCACAGCCUCCAUGGAUGUGGAGUUGUCCCAUGCCGAUGUGGAGGGCAGCUGGACUCGAGAUGGCCUGCGGCUUCAGCCUGGGCCCACAUGUCACCUGGCUGUACAAGGCCCCAUCCACAUCCUCACGCUCUCGGCGCUGAGGCCGCAGGACAGCGGGUUGGUGGCCUUCAGGGCUGAGGGCGUGCACACGUCUGCACAGCUCAUUGUCACCGAGUUGCCGGUGAGCUUCACCCGACUGCUCCAGGACGUGGUGGCCACCCAGAAAGAGAAAGUGACCCUGGAGUGUGAGCUGUCUCGGCCAGUGGAUGUGCGCUGGCUGAAGGAUGGCGUGGAGCUGCGGGCAGGCAAGACCAUGGGCAUAGUGGCCCAGGGAGCCUGCAGGAGUCUCGUCAUUUACCGAUGUGAGAUUGGGGACCAGGGUGUCUAUGUGUGUGAUGCUCUUGACGCUCAGACCUCGGCCUCUCUGAAGGUGCAGGGCCGCAGUGUUCAGAUUCUGAAGCCACUGGAGGAUGUGGAGGUGAUGGAGAAGGAGGGUGCCACCUUCUCCUGUGAGGUGUCCCAUGAUGAGGUUCCUGGCCUGUGGUUCCGAGAAUCCAGCAAGCUACGGCCCAGUGAAAAUGUGCGCAUCCGGCAGGAAGGGAGGACGUACACUCUGAUCUUCCGGAGGGUACUGGCGGAAGAUGCGGGCGAGAUCAAAUUUGUAGCUGAAAAUGUAGAAUCAAGAGCGCACCUCCGAGUGAAAGAGCUGCCCGUGACCCUCCUGCGCCCACUGCGGGACAAGAUUGCCAUGGAGAAACACCGUGGUGUGCUUGAGUGCCAGGUGUCCCGGGCCAGUGCCCAGGUGCGGUGGUUCAAAGGCAGAGUGGAGCUGCAGCCUGGGCCCAAGUAUGAAGUGGUCAGCGACGGCCUUUACCGCAAACUGGUCAUCAAUGAUGUGCAGCCGGAGGACGAAGAUACCUACACCUGUGAUGCCGGUGACGUCAAGACCAGCGCCCAGUUCUUUGUGGAAGAGCAAUCCAUCACUAUCGUGCGAGGCCUGCAGGACGUGACAGUCAUGGAACCCGCCCCGGCCUGGUUCGAAUGUGAGACCUCCAUCCCCUCCGUGAGGCCGCCCAAGUGGCUCCUUGGUAAGACCGUGCUCCAGGCAGGGGCGAAUGUGGGCCUGGAGCAAGACGGUACCGUGCACCGGCUGACACUGCACAAGACCUGCUCCACCAUGACCGGGCCUGUGCAUUUCACCAUCGGCAAGUCCCGCUCCUCCGCCCAGCUUGUCGUCUCAGACAUCCCCGUGGUAUUGACGCGACCCCUGGAGCCCAAAGCAGGGCGCGAGCUGCAGUCUGUAGUCCUGUCUUGUGACUUCAGGCCGGCCCCCAGGGCUGUGCAGUGGUACAAGGAGGACACCCCGCUGGCCCCGUCAGAAAAGUUCAAGAUGGCGCUGGAGGGCCAGAUGGCAGAGCUGCGCAUACUCCGGCUCACUCCGGCUGAUGCUGGGCUCUACCGGUGCCAGGCGGGUAACGCCCAGAGCAGUGCCAAGGUUACUGUGGAAGCUCGGGAGGUGACCGUGAUUCAGCCGCUGAAGGAUGCUGAAGCCAUGGAGGAAGGCCGGGUCUGCUUCUCGUGUGAGCUGUCCCAUAAGGACGAGGACGUCGAGUGGUCCCUCAAUGGGACGCCCCUGUACAAUGACAGCUUCCACGAGAUCAGCCACGAGGGCUGUCUCCACACACUGGUGCUAAAGAGUGUCCGGCAGGCCGACGCAGGGACUGUGCGGGCCACCUCCCAAAAGGUGUCGCUUUCUGCCCAGCUAGUGGUCAGAGCAAAGCCAGUGGUGUUCCUGAAAGCACUGGAUGACGUGUCUGCAGAAGAGCGUGGUACGCUGGCCCUGCAGUGCGAGGUCUCAGACCCUGGAGCACGCGUGGUUUGGCGCAAAGACGGUGUGGAGCUGGGUCCCAGUGACAAGUAUGACUUCUUACACAAGGCAGGCUCUCGGGGCCUUACGGUACACGACCUGAGCCAUGAGGAUGCCGGACUGUACACCUGCCACGUGGGCAGUGAGGAGACCCGGUCCAGGGUCAGCGUGCAUGAUCUGCACGUGGGCAUCACCAAGAGAUUAAAGACAGUGGAGGUGGUGGAGGGAGAGAGCUGCAGCUUUGAGUGUGUCCUGUCCCACGAGAAUGACAGUGACCCAGCAGUGUGGACCGUCGGUGGGAAGACAGUGGGUAGUUCUGGCCACUUUCGGGCCACUCGCCAGGGCCGCAAAUACACUCUGACAGUCAAAGACGCCGCGCUCAGUGAUGCAGGGGAGGUGGUCUUCUCAGUGAUGGGCCUCACAUCCAAGGCCUCGCUCAUCAUCAGAGAGAGGCCAGUGGAGAUCACAAAGCCCUUGGAGGACCAGCGGACUACGCUUGGAGAACACGUGACGCUAAGCUGUGAGCUGUCCAGGGCGGGCACCUCCGUGCGCUGGCUGAAAGAUGGGAAGGCCAUCCGGAAGAGUCAGAAGUACGACCUGCUCAGUGAAGGCACGCGGGCCGUGCUGGUUGUCCGCGAGGCCUCGAUCAAGGAUUCUGGAGAGUACACCUGUGAGACGGAAGCUUCCAGAAGCACCGCCAGGCUCCUUGUGGAAGAAAAGGCAAACCGCUUCACGGAGGAGCUGGCUGACCUGCAGCUGGAGGAGAAGGGCACAGCUGUGCUCACAUGCAAGACAGAGCACCCAGCAUCUGUCGUGACCUGGCGCAAAGGCCUUCUGGAGCUGCGUGCCUCAGCGAAGCAUGCCCCCAGCCAGGAGGGCUUGACCUUGAAGCUCACCAUCAAUGCCCUGGAGAGGACAGACAGUGAUACCUACACCUGUGACAUUGGCCAAGCCCGGACGCAGGCCCGGCUCCUCGUCCAUGGCCAGAAAGUGCGCAUUACCGAGGACCUAGAGGACACGGCCGUCCAGGAGGGCUCCUCCGCCAGGUUCUGCUGCCGUAUCUCCCCUGCUGAAUACAGCCCGGUACACUGGUUCCUGGAUAAGACCCCCUUGCACAGCAAUGAGCUGAAUGAGAUCACUGUCCAGCCUGGAGGCUACCAUGUGCUCACCCUGCGGCAGCUGGCACUCAAGGACUCAGGCACUGUCUACUUCGAGGCGGGUGAUCAGCGGACCUCAGCUGCCCUGCGGGUGACUGAGAAGCCGAGCAUCUUCUCUCGGCCACUCACGGAUGUCACAGUCACAGAAGGCGAGGACUUGACCCUUGUCUGUGAAACCACCACCCUGGAUAGCUCUGUGCGCUGGACCAAAGAUGGGAAGACCCUGAGGCCCUCCGCACGAUGCCAGAUGAGCUAUGAAGCCUGUCGGGCCCAGCUGGUCAUCAUUGGUACCACCCUGCAAGAUGGUGGGCGAUACAAAUGUGAGGCUGGCGGAAGCUCCAGCAGCUCCAUCGUCAGGGUCCAUGCUCGGCCCGUGCGGUUCAGGGAGUCCCUGAAGGAUGUGGAGGUGCCAGAGGGCAGGGCUGCUACUCUACGCUGCGUGCUGUCAUCUGUGGCUGCACCUGUGGAGUGGCGUCAUGGAGAUGACGUCGUGAAGUCCAGCAGCAAGUAUAGCCUGCGCCAGGAGGGGGCUGUGCUGGAGCUGGUCAUCCGAGACCUAAAGCCCCAGGACAGUGGGCAGUAUUCAUGCUCCUUUGGGGACCAGACAACUGCAGCCACACUCACAGUGAAAACCGCGACUGCCCAGUUCAUAGGAAAAUUGAGGAACAAGGAGGCCACAGAAGGGACCACGGCCACACUGCGGUGUGAGCUGACCAAAGAGGCCCCCGUGGAAUGGAGAAAGGGGGCAGAGACCCUGAGAAAUGGGGACAAGUACAGCCUGAAGCAGGAUGGAGCGGUGUGUGAACUGCAGAUCUGUAGCCUGGUUGCGGCAGAUGCGGGGGAGUACUUCUGUGUGUGUGGACAGGAGAGGACCUCAGCCACGCUGACUGUCAAGGCUCUGCCCGCCCACUUCAUCGGAAGGCUCAGAAGCCAGGAGGCCACAGAAGGGGACAUGGUCACGCUGCGGUGUGAGCUGAGCAAGGCUGCCCCUGUGGAGUGGAGGAAGGGAACAGAGAUCCUGAGAGAUGGAGGCAGAUACAACCUGAAACAGGAUGGGGCUGUGUGUGAGCUGCAGAUCCGCAGCCUGGCUGCAUCAGAUGCUGGGGAGUACCUGUGCCUAUGUGGGCAGGAAAAGACCUCAGCCACGCUGACCAUCAGGGCCCUCCCAGCUAAGUUCAUAGAAGGUCUGAAGAAUGAAGAAGCCACAGAAGGAACCACAGCUACACUGAGGUGUGAAAUGAGCAAGGCAGCUCCUGUGACGUGGAAGAAAGGAGCAAAGACUUUGCAAGCUGGAGACCGAUAUGACCUGAGGCAGGACGGCGCCGUGUGUAGGCUGCAGAUCCAUGGUCUGACCAUGGCCGAUGCCGGGGAGUACUCAUGUGUGUGUGUGCAGGAGAAGACUUCAGCCACGCUCACGGUCAGGGGCCUGCCUGCCAAAUUUAUAGAAGACUUGAGGAGCCAAGAAGCCACAGAAGGGGCCACAGCCACAUUAAGGUGCGAGCUGAGCAAGGCUGCCCCUGUGGAGUGGAGGAAGGGGUCCGAGACCCUGAGAGAUGGAGGCAGAUACACCCUGAGGCAGCAUGGAGCUGUGUGUGAACUGCAGAUCUGUGGCCUGGCCGUGGUGGAUUCUGGGGAGUACUCAUGUGUGUGCGGACAGGAGAGGACCUCAGCCACACUGAAUAUCAGUGCCAUGCCCACCAAGUUCACAGAGUCCCUGAGGAAUGAAGAGGCCACAGAAGGGGCCAUGGUCACACUGAGGUGCCAAAUGAGCAAGGUUGCCCCUGUGGAGUGGAGGAAGGGAGAAAAGACCCUCAAAGAUGGGGACAGAUACAUCCUGAGGCAGGAUGGGGCCACGUGUGAGCUGCAGAUCCGUGGCCUGGCUGUGGAAGAUGCUGGGGAGUACUCAUGCCUGUGUGGGCAGGAGAAGACCUCAGCCACGCUGAGUGUCACAGCCCUGCCCACCAGAUUCAUAGAAGACUUGAGAAGCCAAGAGGCCACCGAAGGCACCAUGGUCACACUGAGGUGCCAGCUGAGCAAGGCUGCCCCUGUGGAGUGGAGGAAGGGGUCUGAGAGCCUGAGAGAUGGGGGCAGAUACAGCCUGAGGCACGAUGGGGCUACGUGUGAGCUGCAGAUCCGUGGACUGACCAUGGAAGAUGCUGGAGAGUACUCAUGCGUGUGUGGGCAGGAGAAGACCUCAGCCACGCUGAGUAUAGAUGCCCUGCCCACACGGUUCAUUGAAGAGCUGAAGUCCCAGGAGGUCAUGGAAGGGUGCACGGCCACUCUGCAAUGUCAGCUCAGCAAAGAGGCCUCCGUGGCAUGGAAGAAGGGAAGGGAGACCCUCAGAGAUGGAGACAGAUACAAGCUGCAGCAAAAGGGAACCAUGUGUGAGCUGCAGAUCCGUGACCUGGCCAUGGCAGAUGCUGCAGAGUACUCAUGCGAGUGUGGGGAGGAGAAGACCACAGCCAUGCUGACCGUCAAGGCACGACCCACCAAGUUCACAGAGGGUCUGAAGAAUGAAGAGGCCACAGAAGGGAGCAUGGUGACUCUGAGGUGCCAGCUGAGCAAAGAAACCCCAGUGGAAUGGAGGAAGGGAACAGAGAUCCUCAGAGAUGGAGACAGAUAUAGUCUGAGACAGAACCAGGCUGUGUGUGAGCUGCAGAUCCGUGGCCUGGCUGUGGAAGAUGCUGGGGCGUACUCAUGCGUGUGUGGGCAGGAGAAGACCUCAGCCACACUGAGUGUCAAGGCCUUGCCCACCAGAUUUAUAGAAGACUUGAGAAGCCAAGAGGCCACGGAAGGCACCAUGGUCACGCUGAGGUGCCAGCUGAGCAAGGCUGCCCCUGUGGAGUGGAGGAAGGGGUCUGAGAGCCUGAGAGAUGGGGGCAGAUACAGCCUGAGGCAGGAUGGGGCCGCAUGUGAGCUGCAGAUCCGUGGCCUGACCGUGGAAGAUGCUGGGGCGUACUCAUGCGUGUGUGGGCAGGAGAAGACCUCAGCCACAUUGAGUGUCAAGGCCCUGCCCGCCAGAUUUAUAGAAGGCUUGAGAAGCCAAGAGGCCAUGCAAGGUACAACAGCCACAAUGCGGUGUGAGCUAAGCAAGAAGGCCCCCGUGGAGUGGAGGAAGGGGUCUGAGAGCCUGAGAGAUGGGGACAGAUACAGCCUGAGGCAGGAUGGGGCUGUAUGUGAGCUGCAGAUCCGUGACCUGGCUGUGGCAGAUACUGGGGAGUACUGGUGCCUGUGUGGGCAGGAGAGGACUUCGGCCACCCUGAGCAUCACGGCCCCGCAGGUGGUGUUCCAGAAACCGCUGCAGAACCUGAAAGUGGAGGAAGGUUCCACGGCCAGCCUGCAGUGUGAGCUGUCAGUCCCCGAUGCCGCUGUGGUUUGGAGCAAGGGUGGCUUGGAGCUGCAGGCUGAUGCGCGCCGAGAGCCCCGGCAGCAGGGGUGUGCGGCUGAGCUGCUGCUUAGGGAUGUGCGCCGCGAGGAUGCGGGCGAGUACAGCUGCACCUGCGGCUCCCAGAGCACGAACGCCACACUCGUGGUUACGGCUGCUCCCGUGCGGUUCCUCAGGGAGCUGCAGGCCCAGGAGGUGGACGAGGGGACCACGGCGCACCUGCACUGUGAGCUGAGCCAGGCGGCUGCAAGCGUGGAGUGGCGCAAGGGCUCCCUGCAGCUCUUCCCUUGUGCCAAGUACCAGAUGGUGCAGGAGGGCACGACGGCUGCGCUGCUGGUCCGAGAGGUGGAGCAGGAGGAUGCCGGUGAAUACGUCUGCGACGCAGGCCACGCGCAGAGCAUCGCCAGACUCUCAGUUCGAGCCCCCAAGCCCAGGUUCAAGACCGGCCUGCAGAGCACCGAGCAGGAAGCAGGUGGCGUGGCCCGGCUGUGUUGCCGGCUGAGCGAGGCUGAGCCAGGGGCUCCAGUGCAGUGGUUCAAGGAGGGUGUGGAGCUGCGCAUCGGCUCCAAGUACGAGAUGCGGCGCCAGGGGGCUGCGUGCGAGCUGCUGAUCCACGGGCUCGAGACCAAGGACACCGGGGAAUAUGCCUGUGUGGUGGGAGGCCAGAAGACCUUGGCCUCUCUCAGAGUCAAAGAGCCUGAGGUGACCAUUGUACGGGGACUGGUUGACAUGGAGGUGCAGGCUGACGAGGAUGUGGAGUUUACUUGUGAGGUGUCGCGAGCAGGAGCCACAGACGUGCAGUGGCGUCUCCAGGGUCUGCCGCUGCAGAGCAAUGAAGUCACAGAGGUGGCCGUUCUUGGAGAUGGCCGUACCCACAUGCUCCAGCUGAAGGGUGUGACACUGGAGGAUGCUGGCACCGUCUCCUUCCAUGUGGGCAGCCAUUCAUCGUCUGCUCAGCUCACGGUUCGAGUCCCUGAGGUGACCAUUCUGGAGCCCCUGCGAGAUGUGAAGCUCAGCGAAGGCCAAGACGCCCAUUUCCAGUGCCGGCUGUCCAGGGCCUCAGGCCAGGAGGCCCGCUGGGCUUUGGGAGGGGUUCCUUUGCAGUCCAAUGAGAUGAACGACAUCACUGUGGAGCAGGGCACGCUCUACCUGCUCACUCUGCAUAAGGUGACCCUGGAGGAUACGGGAACCAUCACUCUCCAAGUGGGCUCAUGCUCCUCAGAAGCCCAGCUGAAGGUCACAGCCAAGAACACAGUGGUGCGUAGCCUGGAGAACGUGGAUGCCCUGGAGGGCGGCGAAGCUCUGUUCGAGUGCCAGCUGUCCCAGCCUGAGGUGGCUGCCCACACCUGGCUCUUGGAUGAUGAGCCUGUGCACACCUCGGAAAACGUGGAGAUGGUCUACUUUGAGAAUGGGCUGCGGCACUUGCUGCUGCUCAAAAACCUGAAGCCACAGGACAGCUGCCGAGUGACCUUCCUGGCUGGGGAUGUGGUCACAUCUGCAUUCCUCACCGUGAGAGGCUGGCGCUUGGAGGUCCUAGAGCCCCCACGAGAUGCGUCCGUGAGAGCUGGUAUGCAGGCCUCCUUCACGUGCACACUAAGUGAGGCGGUGCCUGUGGGCGAGGCUACGUGGUACAUCAACGGGGCUGCCAUCCAGCCUGAGGACACCGACUGGACGGUCACCGCAGAUGGCAGCCACCACGCCCUGACGCUGAGCAAUGCCCAGCCCCAACACACAGGAGAGGUCACAUUUGCAGCUCGUGAUGCUGUGGCCUCUGCACGCCUCUCUGUGUUGGCCCUCCCUGACCCCCCUGAAGAUGCUGAGGUGGUGGGUCGUAGUGGCCGUUCUGUGACCCUAUCCUGGGUGGCUCCCAUGAGUGAUGGUGGCGGCGGUCUUUGUGGUUAUCGCGUGGAGAUGAAGGAGGCAUCCACCGGCCAGUGGCAGUUGUGCCAUGAGCUGGUACCCGGGCCAGAGUGUGUGGUGGACGGCCUGGUCCCUGGGGAGACCUAUCGCUUCCGAGUGGCAGCUGUAGGUCCGGCAGGUGCUGGGGAGCCUGUACAUCUGCCCCAGAUGGUCAAGCUAGCAGAGCCAACGGAACCUGAACCAGUCCCAUCUCCAGCCCCAGUCAAAGCCCCAACCCCAGCCCCAGCCAAAGGCCCAACCCCAACCCCAGCCAAAGCCCCAACCGCAGCCCCAACCCCAACUCCAACCCAGCCCCCAGCCCCGGAGACACGCCAGGCAGUAGUUGGUGAGGACGUGUGUCUGGAGUUGGAAGUGGCAGCUGAGGCUGGUGAGGUCAUCUGGCACAAGGGAACAGAGCGCAUCCAGCCCGGCGGACACUUUGAGGUCCUCUCUCAGGGUCAGCGGCAGAUGCUGGUGAUCAAGGGCUUUAGGACAGACGACCAAGGGGAGUACCGCUGUUGUCCCGCCCGGGGUCCGCCCUCCUCAGGGGCUGCCACGUUUAAUGUGGUCAUGUCCUCAGGCUCUGGGGAUGAGGUCCCCUCGCAGCCCAGCCUGCCUCCUGAGGCAGCCCAGGAGGGUGACCUGCAUCUGCUCUGGGAGGCCCUUGCCCGGAAGCGCCGCAUGAGUCGGGAGCCCACUCUGGACUCCAUCAGUGAACUGCCUGAGGAAGACAGCCGUGUGCAACAUCUGCGGCAGGAGGCAGAAGAGACAGCCCCUGACCUCUCUGAGGGUUACUCCACAGCCGACGAGCUAGCACGCACAGGAGAGGCUGACCUGUCACACACCAGCUCUGACGACGAGUCCCGGGCUGGCACCCCUUCCCUAGUUACCUACCUCAAGAAGGCUGGGGGUCCUGGGAUCUCACCCCUGGCCAGCAAGCAUGGGGCCCAGGUGGCCGCCUCUGUGAAGCCACAAAAGCAGCAGGAGCAAGUAGUGCCCAUGUGCCCGCUGCCGGGAGACUUGAGUGCAGCCGACCUGAAGGAUCCGUCCCUGGACAAGGCAGCUGUGAAGAUCCAGGCUGCCUUUAAGGGCUACAAAGUGCGGAAGGAGAUAAAGCAGCAGGAAGGGCCUGUGUUCUCCCGGACAUUUGGGGACACGGAGGCACAGGCUGGGGAUGUGCUGCGGCUGGAGUGCGUGGUGGCCAGCAAGGCGGAUAUGCGGGCCUGCUGGCUGAAGGAUGGCAAAGAGUUGACCGACGGGCGGCACUACCACAUAGACCAGCUCAAGGACGGCACCUGCUCUCUGCUGGUCACUGGCCUGGGCCCCACUGACACUGGCCGCUACACCUGUCAGGUGAGCACCAAGUUCGGCCGUGUGAGCCACAGUGCCUGUGUGGUGGUCAGUGGGACAGAGAGUGAGGCUGAGAGCUCCUCAGGAGGCGAGCUGGACGACGCCUUCCGCCGGGCCGCCCGGCGCCUGCACAGGCUCUUCCGAACCAAGAGCCCAGCUGAGCUGUCAGAGGAGGAACUCUUCCUCAGCGCCGAUGAAGGCCCUUCGGAGCCAGAGGAGCCGGCGGACUGGCAGACAUACCGAGAGGACGAAAACUUUGUGUGCAUCCGCUUUGAGGCGCUCGAGGAGGCCCGCCGAGCGGUCACCUGCUUCCGUGACAUGUUUGCCACCAUGGGCAUCGGGGUGGAGAUCAGCCUCGGGGAGCAGGGACCCCGGGGCGUGGAGAUGCGCAUUGGCAAGGUGGCUCCCACUGUCACCCCUGCGGCGCCACCAGCAAAGACCCCUGGCCUGCAGACUUCAGAUGCUGCCCCAGUGUUCCUGACGGAGCUGCAGAACCAAGAAGUGCAGGAUGGCUACCCCAUGAGUUUCAACUGCGUGGUGACGGGCCAGCCUGUGCCCAGUGUGCGCUGGUUCAAGGACGGCAAGCUGCUGGAGGAGGAUGACCACUACAUGAUCAAUGAGGACCAACAGGGCGGCCACCAGCUCAUCAUCACGGCGGUGGUGCCAGCAGACAUGGGUGUCUACCGCUGCCUGGCGGAGAACAGCGUGGGAGUCUCCUCCACCAAGGCGGAGCUUCGUGUGGAGCUGACCAGCACAGACUAUGAUACCGCAGCGGAUGCUACUGAGACCUCAUCGUACUUCAGCGCCCAGGGAUACCUGUCCAGCCGGGAGCAAGAGGGAACCGAGUCAGAUGAGGGGCAGCUUCCCCAGGUGCUGGAGGAGCUGAAAGACCUCCAAGUGGCCCCUGGCACACGCCUGGCCAAAUUCCAGCUCAAGGUGAAAGGCUAUCCAGCCCCCAAACUGUACUGGUUCAAAGAUGGCCGGCCCCUGACCACAUCUGCCCACAUCCGCAUGACUGACAAGAAGACCCUGCACACCCUGGAGAUUGUCUCAGUCACCCCAAAGGACAGUGGCCAGUAUGCAGCCUACAUCAGCAAUGCUGUGGGUGCUGCUUAUUCGUCGGCCCGGCUGCUGGUCCGAGGUCCCAGUGAACCAGAAGAGAAGCCAGCAUCAGAUGUGCAUGAGCGGCUGGUGCCACCCCGGAUCCUGGAGAAGUUCACCCCCAAGAAAGUGAAGAGGGGUUCCAGCAUUACCUUUUCAGUGAAGGUGGAAGGACACCCGGCCCCCACUGUGCAUUGGCUCAAGGAGGAGACAGAGAAGGGGGUGCUGUGGAUUGGCCCCGAUACCCCUGGCUACACCAUGGCCAGCUCCGGCAAGCAGCAUAGCCUGGUCCUGCUGGACGUGGGCCGACAGCACCAGGGCACCUACACAUGCAUCACCACCAACGCUGCUGGCCAGGCGCUCUGCUCUGCCAGCCUGCACGUCUCUGGCUUGGCCAAAGAGGAAGAGCAGGAAAGGGUGAAGGAGGCUCUCAUUUCUUCCUUCUUGCAAGGGACAAGCCAAGCUGUCUCAGCCCAGAUGGUGGAAUCUGCGGGUUUUGCUGAUCUUGCUGCACAAAGGAGAGGGGAGUCCCUGGUAGCUGAAGAGGCCCAUGGUCACCUGUCCCUUGCUGAAGUGGGCACAGAAGAGUUCCUGCAGAAACUCACCUCACAGAUCACUGAGAUGGUAUCAGCCAAGAUCUCACAGGCCAAGCUCCAGGUGCCGGGAGGUGACAGCGACGAGGAGUCCAAGACACCAUCUGCUUCUCCUCGGCAUGGCCGGUCUCGCCCUUCCUCCAGUGUCCAAGAAUCCUCUUCAGAGUCAGAGGAUGGGGACUCCCGUGGUGAGAUCUUUGACAUCUAUGUGGUCACAGCCGACUAUCUGCCGCUGGGGGCCGAGCAGGACGCCAUCAUUCUGAGAGAAGGCCAGUAUGUGGAGGUCCUGGAUUCAGCCCACCCCCUGCGCUGGCUUGUACGCACCAAGCCCACCAAAUCCAGCCCUUCUAGGCAGGGCUGGGUGUCGCCUGCCUACCUGGACAAGAGGCUCAAGCUGUCUCCUGAGUGGGGGCCCACUGAGGCCCCUGAGUUCCCUGGGGAGGCUGUGUCUGAGGAUGAGUAUAGAAUGCGGCUGAGCUCUGUCAUCCAGGAGUUGCUGAGUUCAGAGCAGGCUUUCGUGGGUGAGCUGCAGUUCUUGGAAAGUCACCACAUGAAGCACCUGGACCGAUCUCCCCGUGUGCCUACAGCCGUGGCCAGCCAGAAGACAGUCAUCUUCCGGAACGUGCAGGACAUCAGCCGUUUCCACAGCAGCUUCUUGAAGGAGCUGCAGUCCUGUGACACCGAUGACGAUGUGGCCAUGUGCUUCAUCAAGAACCAGGAGGCCUUUGAGAAGUACCUUGAGUUCCUGGUGGGCCGCGUGCAAGCCGAGUCAGUGGUUGUCAGCACCCCGGUGCAGGAGUUCUACAAGAAAUAUGCAGAAGAGACAUUGUCAGCCAAGGACCCCACGCAGCCACCCCCACCUCCACUUCAGCACUACCUGGAGCAGCCAGUGGAGCGGGUGCAGAAAUACCAGGCCCUGCUGAAGGAGUUAAUCCGAAACAAGGCCCGCAACCGGCAGAACUGCGCGCUGCUGGAGCAGGCCUAUGCUGUGGUAUCUGCCCUGCCUCAGCGUGCCGAGAAUAAGCUGCAUGUGUCACUCAUGGAGAACUACCCAGGAACCCUGGAGGCCCUGGGAGAACCUAUCCGCCAGGGCCACUUCAUAGUGUGGGAGGGGGCACCAGGGGCCCGGAUGCCUUGGAAGGGCCACAACCGGCAUGUCUUCCUCUUCCGAAACCAUCUGGUGAUCUGCAAGCCCCGGAGAGACUCUCGGACGGACACCUUCAGCUAUGUGUUCCGGAACAUGAUGAAGCUGAGUAGCAUCGACCUGAAUGACCAGGUCGAGGGGGAUGACCGCGCCUUUGAGGUGUGGCAUGAACGGGAGGACUCUGUGCGCAAGUACCUGCUCCAGGCACGGACAGUCAUCAUCAAGAACUCAUGGGUGAAGGAGAUCUGUGGCAUCCAGCAGCGCCUGGCCCAGCCUGUGUGGCGUCCCCCUGAUUUUGAAGAGGAAUUGGCUGAUUGCACUGCUGAGCUGGGCGAAACAGUCAAGCUGGCAUGCCGAGUGACUGGCACACCUAAGCCUGUUGUCAGCUGGUACAAAGAUGGGAAGCCGGUGGAGGUGGACCCACACCACAUCCUCAUCGAAGACCCUGAUGGCUCCUGUACCCUCAUCUUGGACAACCUGACCGGUGUCGACUCUGGCCAGUACAUGUGUUUUGCGGCCAGUGCUGCUGGCAAUGCCAGCACCUUGGGGAAGAUUCUAGUACAAGUGCCCCCACGGUUUGUGAACAAGGUCCGGGCCACCCCCUUUGUGGAGGGGGAGGAUGCACAGAUCACCUGCACUGUGGAAGGUGCCCCGUACCCUCAGAUCAGGUGGUACAAGGAUGGUGCCCUGCUAACCCUGGGCAACAAGUACCGGAUGCUGAAUGAGCCCCGCAGUGGUGUGCUGGUGCUGGUGAUCCAGGCAGCCAGCAAGGAGGACUUGGGGCACUAUGAGUGUGAGUUGGUGAACCGGUUGGGCUCCACACGUGGCGGUGGAGAACUGUACAUGCAGAGUCCCGCCCUGCGUGCCCGGGACCAGCACCACCGGGAACAGCUGGUGGCCGCUGUGGAAGACACCUCUGUGGAGGACUCAGUCCACCCUACCCAGGAUGGAGCUGACCAAGAUGCCACUUCUGUCCUUUGGAGACUGCUGAGUUCAGAAGCCCUGAGCCCCUCCCCGGGGGAUUUCCCCCACACCAGGCAAAGUGAGCCACCUGCAUUUGAAGAGGCUACUCCCCAGAUCCCACGCAUGCCGGCCUCAGGUAUACCUGCUGACCAACCGGAGGUCUCACAGCCUGACAUGCACAAAGGCGUGGAGCAGGAGACGACAACUUCUGGGGCCCAGGGACGGACUGUACCUAUUCGGGUGGAGGGAACAGCCUGGCCAGGUGCAGGCGCUGGGCCGCUGCUCUUGGAUGUGCACAGCCAAGUCGUCAUGGAGACCACACAGAGGACCUAUGUGUACCAAGUUCCCGACACAAGUGCCGCAAGGGCCCCAUCCAUGCAGGUCACGAUUGAGGAUGUCCAAGUCCAAGUAGGUGACACGGCACAGUUCGACGCUGUCAUCGAAGGCAACCCACCACCCACAGUGACCUGGUACAAGGACAGCAGCCAGCUGGUGAGCAGUGACAGGCUGAGCCAGCGGCAGGAUGGGACUACAUAUUCCUUGGUGCUGACUGACGUGGCUCCACAUGAUGCUGGCGUCUACACAUGCCUUGCCCAUAAUGCAGGCGGACAGGUGCUCUGCAAGGCGGAACUGCUGGUCCACGGGGGGGACAAGCUAGACUCAGAAAAGCAAGCCUACCGGAGAAAACUGCAUUCCUUCUAUGAAGUCCAAGAAGAGAUUGGGAGGUAUGGCUUCCUCACCGUCCCCACAACUCCAGUCCUCCCCAAGGACUCCUCCUCCCCCUUCAGCAUGACGCCUAACCAUGGCUCCCUCUCUCCCUCUUCACCCCCCAGGGGUGUGUUUGGUUUUGUGAAAAGAGUUCAGCACAAAGGAAACAAGAUGUCCUGUGCCGCCAAGUUCAUCCCCCUGCGGAGCAAAACGCGGGCCCAGGCGUACCAGGAACGGGACAUCUUGGCAACACUCAGCCACCCGCUGGUCACUGGGCUCCUGGACCAGUUUGAGACGCGGAAGACUCUCAUCCUUAUCUUGGAGCUGUGCUCAUCUGAGGAGCUGCUGGAUCGCCUCUUCAAGAAGGGUGUUGUGACUGAGGCUGAGGUCAAGGUCUAUAUCCAGCAGCUAGUGGAAGGACUGCACUAUUUGCACGGCCGUGGCAUCCUCCACCUGGACAUAAAGCCCCCCAACAUCCUGAUGGUGCACCCAGCUCGGGAAGACAUUAAGAUCUGUGACUUUGGCUUUGCCCAAAAAAUCACCCCCUCAGAGCCGCAGUACAGCAAGUACGGCGCGCCUGAGUUUGUAUCUCCAGAGAUCAUCGAACAGAGUCCUGUGAGCGAGGGCUCAGACAUCUGGGCCGUGGGUGUCAUCUCCUACCUCAGCCUGACCUGCUCAUCCCCAUUUGCUGGAGAGAGUGACCGUGCCACCCUGCUGAAUGUUCUGGAGGGCCGGGUGUCUUGGAGUAGUCCCAUGGCUGCCCAUCUGAGUGGAGACGCCAAGGACUUUAUCAAGGCCACACUGCAGAAGACCCCCAGGGCCCGGCCUAGUGCUUCUCAGUGCCUUGCCCACCCCUGGUUCCUGAAAUCCAUGCCCGCUGAGGAGGCUCACUUCAUCAACACCAAGCAGCUCAAGUUCCUUCUUGCUCGAAGUCGCUGGCAGCGCUCCCUGAUGAGCUACAAGUCUAUCCUGGUGAUGCGCUCCAUCCCGGAGCUGCUCCAGGGUCCCCCAGACAGUCCGUCCCUAGGCGUGGCGCGGCACCUCCGAGGGGAAGCCAGUGGCUCCUCCAGCUCUUCGUCUUCCUCGGACAACGAGCUUGCCCCGUUCGCCAGGGCUAAGUCGCUGCCGCCUUCCCCUGUGACUCACUCCCCGCUGCUGCAUCCUCGGGGCUUCCUGCGGCCCUCAGCCAGCCUCCCGGAGGAGACAGAAGCCAGCAGCGCGCCCGCGCCUGCGCCCACGGCUGAUGCAGCCCUGCCAGCCUCCCCCCAGGGGGCUGGGCCUCCAGCAAGCCCAGGUUGUGUGCCCCGGCACAGCGUUAUCAGCAGCUUGUUCUACCAGCAAGCUGGUGAGGGGUCAGAGCGCGGGAGCAAAACCAAGCGGCACCCAGCUCGGAGGCGGCACCUGCUGAAGGGCGGGUACUUCGCAAGGGCCCUACCGGGACUCCGAGAACCACUGAUGGAGCACAGUGUGCUGGAGGAGGAGGCCGCUAGGGAGGAGCAGGCCGCGCUGAUGACCAAGACACCCUCCUUUGAGACUGCCCUGAGACUACCUAGUUCCGGUGCCCGAGAGGUCCCAGGCCGAAGCCGUUCCCUGGACCACAACCCACCAGACACCACCGGCCGCUCUCCUGAGGAAUGCGAGGCGCCAUACCUAUUCCCACCCUCCUCUGGGGUGACUCGCGAAGCCACUGCCAAAGACAUGGGGCACUCAAAGGGGUCCUUGCUGCAGGAGUCUGUCCCCUAUUCACCUGCUAGUGGUGACUCCGGGCCCGCUAAGCAAGAGGGAUCGUCCCAGGACGGCUGUCGAGGGAAGCCUGCCCCUUCCUGCCACUCUGACCUGGGUUCUGGCUCCCAGGAGGGCUGCGGCUCUCCAUCAUCACAGUCGCUUGGCUCUUUACCUCCGCAGUCAUUGAAGAAGGACCUCUUGACGCCCUGUAGUCCCUUUGUCACAGGACAGCCUCAGGCAGCCCCAUUCCCAACCCAAGCAAGCCCCCUUCCGGGUUCUCAGAAGGAGCCUGGGGAUAGCUCUCUACAUAGCAGGCCCUGUCCCAGUCCCUCUAAUUCCUCAGGGCCAGCCUCCCAAGUAGGUGCCUCCCUGGAUACUGAAGACUUGUCUGAAGCUAGAGACACCUGUGACUUCACACCCCCCCUGCAGCGGCCGCAGGAGCAGGCCACCACCCGGAAGUUCUCCCUGGAAUCCCGUGGGGGCUAUGCAGGGGUGUCAGGCUACGGCACCUUUGCCUUUGGCGGGGAUGCAGGGGGCAUGCUAGGGCAGGGUCCUCUUUGGGCCAGGAUGGCCUGGGCCGUGUCCCAGUCCUCAGAAGAGCAGGAUGAAGCUGUGACUGAGAGCCCUCAACCUCCAGACAGCUCAGGGCCCAUGGCUAAGGCCGGCGGGGUUCCCCGAAGGACCUCUCCGAGCUUCCCCCCAUGGGAGGAAGUCGAGCAGGUUUCCCUGGUACAGAUCCGGGAUCUGUCUGGUGAUGCAGAAGCAGCUGACACUAUCUCCUUGGACAUUUCUGAGGUCGAUCCUGCCUACCUCAACCUCUCUGAUCUAUAUGACAUCAAGUAUCUCCCCUUUGAGUUCAUGAUCUUCAGGAGGGUCCCCAAACCUGUAGAACCUCCAGAGUCACCCGGCUCUGAAAGCGAGGCCGGGCAAGGGCUGGCUGAGUUCCUAGAGGAGGCUGCGUGGCCCUGGCCAGGAGAGCUGGGCCUGGGUGCUGGCUUGGAAAUUACAGAGGAGUCAGAGGAGCCAGGGGACCUGGAAGCACUGCUGGGAGAGGCGGCUAUGGGCAGGAAGCGCAAGUGGUCCCCCUCCCGUGGCCUCUUCCCAUUCCCCGGGAGGUGCCUGUCAGGGGAGGAGCCCGUGGAGCUUGGGCUGCGCCAGAGGGUGAAGGCUUCCAUGGCUCACAUCUCCAGGAUCCUGAAGGGCAAGCCGGAAGGUCCUGAGAAGGAGGAGCCCCCCAGGAAGAAGGCAGGCUUAGCGUCUUUCCGGCUGUCAGGCCUGAAGGGCAGGGACCAAGCGCCAUCCUUCCUAAGAGAGCUCUCAGAUGAGACUGUGGUCCUGGGCCAGUCAGUGACACUGGCCUGCCAGGUGUUGGCCCAACCCACUGCCCAGGCCACCUGGAGCAAAGAUGGGGCCCUCCUGGAGAGCAGUGGCCACCUCCUCAUCUCUUCCACCCUGAAGAACUUCCAGCUGUUGACCAUCCUGGUGGUGACAGAGGAGGAUCUGGGCACAUACACCUGCUGUGUGAGCAAUCCGCUGGGGACGGCAGUCACGACAGGGGUCCUCCGGAAAGCAGAGCGCCCCUCAUCCUCUCCACGCCCAGAGGUGGGGGAAGUGUACGCAGAUGCAGUGCUGCUGGUCUGGAAGCCCGUGGAAUCCUGUGGCCCGGUGACCUACAUCGUGCAGUGCUGUAUAGAAGGAGGCAGCUGGACCACCCUGGCCUCUGACAUCUCCGACUGCUGCUACCUCACCGGCAAGCUGUCCCGGGGUGGCAUGUACACCUUCCGGACCGCGUGUGUCAGCAAAGCAGGAAUGGGCCCCUACAGCAGCCCUUCAGAGCAAGUCCUCCUGGGAGGGCCCAACCACCUGGCCUCUGAGGAGGAGAGCGGCCGGGGGAGGCCAGCCCAGCUUCUCCCCAGCACAAAGACCUUCGCCUUCCAGAUGCAGAUCCGGAGGGGCCGCUUCAGUGUGGUAAGGCAGUGCAGGGAGAAGAGGAGUGGGCGGGCGCUGGCCGCUAAGAUUGUUCCCUACCAGCCGGAGGACAAGGCGGCCGUGUUAAGAGAAUACGAAGCACUUAAGAGACUGCACCACCCACAUCUGGCCCAACUCCACGCCGCCUACCUCAGUCCCCGGCACCUGGUGCUCAUCCUGGAGCUGUGCUCUGGCCCUGAGCUGCUACCCUGUCUGGCAGAGAGGGACUCCUACUCAGAGUCUGAUGUGAAGGACUACCUGUGGCAGAUGCUGAGUGCCACCCAGUACUUGCAUGCCCAGCACAUCCUGCACCUGGACCUGAGGUCCGAGAACAUGAUGAUCACUGAGUACAAUCUGCUUAAGGUUGUGGACCUGGGCAAUGCUCAGAGCCUCAGCCAAGGGAAGGUCCCACCCCCUGAGAACUUCAAAGACUACCUGGAGACCAUGGCUCCGGAACUCCUGGAAGGCCAAGGGGCUGUUCCACAGACAGACAUCUGGGCUAUUGGUGUGACAGCCUUCAUUAUGCUGAGUGGCGAGUACCCGGUCAGCAGCGAGGGGACUCGUGACCUGCAGAAAGGCUUGCCCAAGGGACUCAUUCGUUUGAGCCGCUGCUACGCAGGGCUGUCUGGGGGUGCCGUAGCCUUCCUGCAGAGCGCACUGUGCGCUCGACCCUGGGGCCGCCCAUGCGCCACCACCUGCUUGCAGAGCGCCUGGUUGACAGAGGAGGGCCCCGCGGGCUCCCGGACCACGCCCGUGACCUUCCCCACCGCGCGCUUGCGCGCCUUCGUGCGCGAGCGCGAGAAGCGGCGGGCACUACUCUACAAGAAGCACAACCUGGCCCAGGUACGCUGAGGUCCUGCUCUGCAGGGCAAGAUGUGCCUUGCCACGUGAGGACACCUGUGCCAAUAAAAGAUGCAAAAACGGCCAGA